This is a messenger RNA of Trichoplax adhaerens, 559 nucleotides long. RefSeq lists its product as uncharacterized. The transcript has 7 exons. The record is from RefSeq and is a predicted model, not a curated record. The annotation marks the transcript as partial. NCBI's taxonomy places the organism in Eukaryota, Metazoa, Placozoa, Uniplacotomia, Trichoplacea, Trichoplacidae. Gene Ontology annotation, molecular function: calcium ion binding.
GCAAGGCAGCAUUAUUGCUGACUGUAUCGUUACAGUCUUAAAGAAUUACACUCAAGGAACAAACUUGCUGAAGGAUAUUAUCCACACAGGAUCUGUUAGCAACUAUGUAGUACAGAGUAUUAAUGUCACCGAUUAUAACGAAUGCAAUAACCCUCAAGAUUACUCGUGCAUUGGAAAUCAGCGAUGUGUCAAUACAAUGGGCUCUUAUACUUGCAACUGCUCAGCCGGAUAUCAAUUUAAUCCAACACUUCAACGAUGUAUUGAUAUUAACGAAUGCCAGAAAUCGGUAUCUCCAUGCCAUCAGAAUUCAAAUUGCAUCAAUACUGCUGGCUCAUAUCAAUGUCAAUGCAAGAAUGGAUAUAUUGGUGAUGGAAAGUUAAAUUGCACUUUGGUUUGUACAUCAAAUUACUGUUCUGGCCAAGGAAUAUGCUAUGUUGUCAAUAACGCACCUAGAUGCAAGCGAAGAUCAAUUACUCCUGAUCAUCAUGAUCUAUUAACUAGUCAAAAAUCUCCGAAAAUAGCUUAUGAAGAUCACGAUAGGCAAGAGUAUCAAUGCUAA